Molecule: messenger RNA, 654 nt
Organism: Ostreococcus tauri
Lineage: Eukaryota; Viridiplantae; Chlorophyta; Mamiellophyceae; Mamiellales; Bathycoccaceae
Product: unnamed product
Exons: 1
Coding region: 1-654 (217 amino acids)
Source: RefSeq, a predicted model, not a curated record
AUGGCGGACAUCACUCCCGUCGAAGAGCCCGGAAGCGUGACGAAGAAACCGUCGUCGGCCGUUGACCGGGAUUCAUCGAAAAUGAACUCCAGCGGCAAGCCCUGGUGGCGCGACUUGAGCGUCCCGCGCCUGAGCGUGCACGACGAACCUGUGUAUGGGUUGAAGGUGUCGAAGACGUUCAACCUGCGUGGACACGACGUGGUGGACAAUAAGACGAGCGUCACGGUGGGCGCGAUGGCAGAUUAUACCUCCAAGCAGGCGCACUUGUUCGCCAAGUGCGAGCACAUGCUGGAUGACUCUGGAAAGAUCGCGAUCGACGUCACCGGGGUCGAGCUUCAAAAGCAGUUCGACGCCCUGGAAGGUGUGCUCCGCGCGGACGUGAACAUCGGCGCGGGCGUGAGCUGGGACGGGAAGCCGUACAUUAACUUUGACGCCAUGCCGAAAAGCGCGCUGAUGAAGGGCGUCGGUCUCGCGACUGCGAUUCAUCAGGGGCGAUCGAUCGACCUUCGACCGACGCGGCCGUUGAACGAGACGCUCAGCCUCGAAGCGCCGUUUUCACUUUACCGCGACGGCUCGGAGCUGAACGUUCAGGUGCACGGCGUCAUCGGAGCCGUCAGCCUUCCCAACUCUGACUUUUACAUCACGAGAAGAUGA